UAGUAAACUUGUGUUUGACUUGUAUCCAGUUUUUUUUUUGUUGCAAGAAGAUUGAGCUUCAAAUAACUGAGCUCUUUACUAGAAAUUUUUGCGCCUUUCGUUGAUCAGUUGGCUUUCAAAUCGUCGAUUCACUCGUUCUUAUUCAUAUUUGCAUUAUUCAUUUCGUUAUAGAUCUCUUUGGGUCUUGUUCAUUUUGAUCGGUUACUUAUUUAUUUAUUCAGCUGUUGAUUCGAGAAAAGUUUUUUUUUUGCAAUCAUGGCCCAACGAGAUUUAACUUUUAAUACUCCUCAAGUAAAUGUCUUGAGUGAAGACUCAAGAAGACCUUCUAGUGAGCUUCAUAAUCAAAAUCCUUUUGUCAACCCUACUGAAGAAGAAGAGACUGCUUCUUCAUUUGAUGGCCAAUCUUAUAGUCAAUCGGACGAAGAUACUUACGGUAGACCUUAUAAUGGGUAUUAUAGUCAAAAUGGUACAACUUCAAACUUAUUAUCAUCCCAACAUUCUUCAAACGAAGAAAACAUUUUUGCCAAUGCUAGAAACCAUACUACUUCUAAUGAUUCAAAUAAUAUUAAUGCUCCUCCUGCUUACGAUAGGUAUCCUUCGAUGGCUAAUUCAAGAGUGGUAUCAAGUACUUCCCUCAACUCUCUUAAUAAUCAAAAUAAUUCCGGCAUUGAUGAUGAAUCUUUAACUGAUCCAUUUUUACAUAGUUCAGAUUUUAGCCCUUUUGGUGGUUAUCCUGCUCAACUGUUUCCUUUACAUAUAGACGAAAAAGAACCUGAUGAUUAUUUGCAUAAUCCAGAUCCAAUUGCUGACGCCCAUUAUGAUAAACAUCGUUUCCUUUAUGAUCUUAAAAGAAUCGAUAAAAGAUCUUUUGGUGGGAUUUGUGGGAUUUUAUCCUUAGCAAUCGUGGCAAUUGUUAUUUUUGUUAUCUUACCAGUUUUGACCUAUUCUGGGGUUACUUCUCCUUAUAAACCAGAAUCUUACGAAAAAUUAUCUCCAUAUUCGUAUCCCUUGGUUUCUUCAAUUAGAACUAGUUUAGUUGAUCCUGAUACUCCAGAUGAAGCUAGAAAAAUUAAAAAUUCAAAAGGUAAAGAAUGGAAAUUGGUUUUCAGUGAUGAAUUUAAUGUCGAAGGUAGAACUUUUUACGAAGGUGAUGACCAAUUCUUUUACGCUCCUGACUUUCAUUAUGCUGCAACUCAAGAUUUGGAAUGGUAUGACCCUGAUGCUGUUACUACUAAAAAUGGUACUUUGAAAUUAAGAAUGGAUGCUAUUAAAAAUCAUGAUUUAUUCUACAGAUCAGGUAUGCUUCAUUCUUGGAAUAAAUUAUGUUUCUCCCAAGGUUUAAUUUUAGUUUCAGCUCAAUUACCUUUCUACGGUAAUAUAUCUGGGUUAUGGCCUGGUUUAUGGACUAUGGGUAACUUGGGUAGACCAGGUUAUAUGGCUACUACUGAAGGGGUUUGGCCUUAUACUUAUGAAGAAUGUGAUGCAGGUAUCACUGCAAAUCAAUCUUCGCCUGAUGGUAUUAGUUAUUUACCAGGUCAAAGAUUAAAUAAAUGUACUUGUCCAGGUGAAGAUCAUCCAAAUCAAGGGACUGGACGUGGUGCUCCAGAAAUUGAUAUUUUAGAAGGUGAAAUUGAUACUACUAAAUAUCAAGGUAUUGCAUCUCAAUCUUAUCAAAUUGCUCCAAUGGAUAUUUGGUAUUAUCCAGAUUAUAAUUUUGUUGAAAUUUAUGAUCCUGAUAUUACUACUAUGAAUACUUAUACUGGUGGUCCAAAUCAACAAGCUGUUUCUGGUACCACUACUUUAAAUACUAAAUGGUAUGAAGGUGAAGGUUAUUUUCAACAAUAUGGGUUCGAAUGGUUGUCACAUGAUAAAGAUGGUUAUUUAACUUGGUAUGUUGGUGAACCAACCCUUACUGUUCAAGCUCAGGCAUUAGCUCCAAAUGGUAAUGUUGGUUGGAGAAGAUUAUCAAAAGAACCAAUGUCAAUUGUUAUGAAUAUGGGUAUUUCAAAUAAUUGGGCUUAUAUUGAUUGGAAUGCUUUACAAUUUCCUGCUACUAUGAGUGUUGAUCAUGUUAGAAUAUAUCAACCAGAAGAUGAAAUUAACGUUACUUGUGAUCCAGAAGAUCAUCCAACCUCUGAUUAUAUUGAAAAUCAUGCUAACGCUUAUCAAAAUGUUAACUUAACUAGUUGGGAAGAUGCUGGAUAUAAAUUUCCAAAAAAUAAGUUAGUUCACAAAUGUUAA
Molecule: messenger RNA, 2241 nt
Organism: Hyphopichia burtonii NRRL Y-1933
Lineage: Eukaryota; Fungi; Ascomycota; Pichiomycetes; Serinales; Debaryomycetaceae
Gene: SKN2
Product: Skn2p
Exons: 3
Coding region: 256-2241 (661 amino acids)
Biological process (GO): (1->6)-beta-D-glucan biosynthetic process; fungal-type cell wall organization
Cellular component (GO): plasma membrane; endoplasmic reticulum membrane
Molecular function (GO): glucosidase activity
Source: RefSeq, a predicted model, not a curated record